Molecule: messenger RNA, 1041 nt
Organism: Volvox carteri f. nagariensis
Lineage: Eukaryota; Viridiplantae; Chlorophyta; Chlorophyceae; Chlamydomonadales; Volvocaceae
Exons: 11
Coding region: 1-1041 (346 amino acids)
Source: RefSeq, a predicted model, not a curated record
AUGGCUGGUGGCGCAAAACAAAUUGCGGUCAAUCAUAUUUUGAAGUAUUGCAACCUAACUGAGACGAUCAACAUCUGUAAUGCUUGGCGAGAUACUGCUGAGGUUGACAUAAUCACACUGCUUCUGAGGCGACGGCUGCCUCUCCUCGCGCUUUUCGUCUGCGUGGCCCUGCACGGCGCACUGCCGUGGCCUACACUCCCUGGCGCUUGCGCAGAAAGAAGUGACCGUACACCACGGCAUCGUACACUGCAGUCCAGUGAAGACCGGAGCGACGCAGCUGCCGCCAACUCCGGGACCGCGUUCGCCGCCGGGGCCCGACAAAUGGAGAAACGCGCUGUGGGGACAGUUCGCCUGCACCGCAGCCUCCUUCAGAAACCGGAUGACGAGGGCGACAUCUUUCCCUUCCAGGACGUGUGCAGUCGGACCUGUCAGGAAAGCCCCUGGAGGAUUGUGGGUGUUAGCAGGAGCAUGAAAGGCCGCGCCAUCAUCGUCUACUGCCUCAAGCUGCAAAAUAGGGGCAACUGCACGGCAAGCCCGUGCUGUAGCUCGCUGGGGAUGGGAGUCGAUGCCCUGACCAUCAGCAUGGCCGCCACCGGCAAGUGCAACGUGACCAGCAUUGCAAGAGUGACAGCUGGAGGAGAUACGCUGAGUCGGUACGACAACUACCCGAUGCAGUACACAUACGGUGAUGCCGUCGAUGUUGGACUAAUGGUCACUGACCUAGCAUCCCUAGGACGUCCCGUGGAAGGGCUUGAGGUCUGCUAUGAGGCACGGCCCACCUGCACCCAAUGGUCCGACAUCUGUCGAUCUGGUGUACCGGGCUCCAGCAGCGGCUGCCGCUUCUCAGUCACACCGCAGAGCCCACGGUUUCCCAGAAUUCCCUCGGCUCCCGGUUUCCCGCCACAAGUUCCCUUGGCGCCGGAGCCACCAAGUUUCCCGGAUUCGCCGUUGCGACCGCCUUUAAGUCCAAAGGCCCCCAAGCGCCCCAAGCCCGCCACCAGAACGUCCCCAUCAUCUUCCAAAACAGCGGGCUACCAUUAG